Molecule: messenger RNA, 3674 nt
Organism: Varanus komodoensis (Komodo dragon)
Lineage: Eukaryota; Metazoa; Chordata; Lepidosauria; Squamata; Varanidae
Gene: ASB8
Product: ankyrin repeat and SOCS box containing 8
Exons: 5
Coding region: 327-1178 (283 amino acids)
Biological process (GO): intracellular signal transduction
Molecular function (GO): protein binding
Source: RefSeq, a predicted model, not a curated record
CCCACGACCUCGCCGUCGCCGUAACUGCCAGGGGCCAGCGGGCCCCCCUGCCGUUCUGCAGCUGACCCGUCCUGCUGGGAAUUGGCCUUCCAGUUCGGCUGUCCAUGUGUGGUGGGCUGGAUGGACUCAUGUUCCAGUGGGCUUCACGGCAGCACAGAGAGGCCUACAUAGCUCUCCUAAUCUGUGGUCUUCCACUGGUGUGGGGUUGACUUGGACACAGCAAAGCACCAGGGCUGAGGACCACAAGGAAGCCACAUUUCUGCUCCAGAUGACCUGCCCCGCAAUUUGGAGCAUGUGAAGAAACCCAAGGAAACUAAAGUUCCAGUAUGUGGUACAUCAUGCAGAGCAUUCAGAGCAAAUAUUCUUUGUCAGAGCGUCUAAUUCGGACUAUAGCAGCUAUCCGAUCUUUCCCACAUGACAAUGUCGAAGAUCUUAUCAGGCAGGGUGCAGAUGUCAACUGUAUGCACGGUACCCUGAAGCCCUUGCACUGUGCUUGCAUGGUUGCUGAUGCCGAUUGCAUUGAGCUGCUGUUGGAAAAAGGAGCUGAGGUCAAUGCCCUUGAUGGGUACAACCGAACAGCACUUCACUAUGCAGCAGAAAAGGAUGAGACCUGUGUGGAGAUCCUCCUAGAAUAUGGGGCAAACCCAAAUGCACUGGAUGGUAACAAGGACACACCCCUGCACUGGGCCGCCUUUAAGAACAAUGCGGAAUGUGUCCGGACACUGUUGGAAAGCGGGGCCUUUGUCAAUGCUCUGGAUUACAACAACGACACUCCUCUCAGUUGGGCAGCGAUGAAAGGGAACUUGGAGAGCGUGAGCAUCCUUCUGGAAUAUGGGGCUGAAGUGCGGGUGGUCAACCUGAAAGGACAGACCCCAAUCUCAAGGUUGGUUGCCCUGCUGGUCAGAGGACUUGGCACUGAGAGGGAAGAGGCUUGCUUCGAUCUCCUCCACAGAGCUGUCGGACACUUUGAAUUGCGCAAGAACGGUGCCAUGCCUCGGGAGGUUCUGCGUGAUCAGCAGCUCUGCGGAAAGCUGACCACGCUGUGCUCUGCCCCAGGCACUUUAAAGACGCUGUCACGCUAUGCCGUGCGUCGGAGCCUAGGAGUGCAGUUCCUGCCAGAUGCGGUGAAGGAGCUGCCUUUGCCAGAGUCGUUGAAAGAAUAUGUGCUGCUUAAGUGACAGCGAAUGCUUCGUAGGAGUCUGUUACGAGUGCAGCCAGGGCGAUUCUUGUGCAGCUCUUCCCUGGCGCUUUGCACUGACUGUAAUGGCAACAUGAGACAGAUUUGGCAGGUCUUUUUGUAACCUCCCAGGUAAAUGGGUCCCUCCUUGCUCUGGCAUUGGUUUUCCAUUAGAGUCUCUCCCAGCUGCACUUACAUUUCAUUCAAUGGUGGAGGCUGGAAAAAAUUUUUUACGGCCUGUCAUGGCUGGGAGGCUUCGUGAAACAGCCCUGCUCUCCACCUCCUGCAGCUGAUCUUCCCUGGAAUCUUAGAAAUCCAGUUUCUGCUGGGAAUUUCGCAGGAAGAGAAGGUAGAGCUGCCUUCUGGAGCUGCUUAACAGUUUGAGGGAGGGGGUGGCAACAGCUGGUUUAGUGUCAUUGCACAUCCCAAAGCAUUUUAGUGACCCAACCUGCCUCCUUGUUUUGCACUCUCAAAUCAUCAGACCUGUUCUGCCAUUUCAUUUUCUAUCAGGAGGUAAGCCAUUCCUUUCAAGGGCUUGCAGUGCUUUGAGUAAUGGAUUUGAACAAACAGGCCUGGCGGGAUAAUCUGCUCCUGUAGGAAUUAGAGAGCCCUUCUUUGUUGCAUUACCUCGUCUCUCUCUUUCCUGUUCUAUCAGUGAGAGGUGCCAAAGUAGUAGGAGAAGAGGACUUCUCUCCAAAGGACUGGAUCGUGUUUGCUGUUACUUUUGGCCAGCUUUGCACAUGCCACAGAGUGCAGCAGUAGAUUCCUGAGCUGGUGAUGGACUGUGUUACUUUAGAAGGGGUGAAGAAUGAUUUGGGAAUGGCUGGGGCUCCUUGCUAGUAGAAGACUAAACACUAUGGGGAGAAGUUCAUAAGUAGUCUUUCCUCUGUUUAUUAUAUAAGGAAGCAAACUAGCGCAGCUGAUUCUGAAAUGUGUGGGCAGCAUCCUGUACUGCCAGGGAGUACCUCCUGUUCCCACGUCAUUCUGCUGCAUGCCUAGAUCCAGACUUUAUUUACAAGGAGGGCCCAGCAAAGUCACAAAACAGAAGGCAGCCAGUAUGGCUACCUGGAGACCAUGGUUCAUUGUGUAUUUUUCCAUUUUGUCUCCUUUUAAAAAAAAAUCCCAGUACAUGUAUAGGUCCAAGUACAUGUAUUGAUCUCCCUUGUAUAGUGAUAAGGGAGUAAGUUCUCUAUCCAAAGUGUGUGUUUUAUUAAUGGCUUUAAAACUUGCAGUGUGUAUUUAACCUAGGGGCUUGAGAGUGGCAUUGAGCACCUUAAUGCUGAGCCUAGCAGUGCUGCUCUGUAGCCUGCUCAGUGGCAUUCCCGCCUUUCAGUUCCACCAUCCUAUGCUGACUUCCUCUCUUCCUUUUCAAGAGAACUGCCCACAUGUGUAGAGGUGGUGGUAUUUUCAUACUUAAGGGUGAGUUGAAGGUGUGCCCAGCCUCCCCCUCCCUCAAAAAAAAAAAAAAAAAAAAAAUCAGGCACAGCAAGUUGCUUAGUAUCAAGCGCAGUCAGGUUUCAUUCCCUCUGACUGUGAUGGAAUCCUGCAAUUAUUGACAAGUUUCUAACAACUCCUCCAAGACAGUCUUGGGCUUGAGUGGUUUGCUAAAUUCCCAGUGUUCCUUAGAUUCUUGAUAGCUGGUGCAGCUGUCUCUGAUUUUACAAUUGCAGCAUUAUUUCCCCCCAGGAGAAUAGAAUUUCCAUAGAUGAGAGGAAAGAGUUAGCAUGUGUCUAAAUGCAGGCUCAUCUAGGUGAUGUUGCCUUAGAGGCAUUGCUUUCUGCUACCCAGUCAGAACCCAGACAUGGAAAUAAGACUUCUGGCAAUUGGGGGAAGGUGCUCCUGGGAUUCCCUCACUCUUUAACACAGGCUGUCUCCGGGAUUCCUGGAGAGUCCCUCACACUUUCCUUUAGGAUGAUACCACACUUCUAUACUGGCUUGUGGCAGGGAGGGAACAGUGUUUCAAUAAGGCUAUAUUGAAAUAACUGCUCUCAUCACUGAGUGACCUUAUAUUCAAUGGCUUUCUGUUCUGAGGCUAUAUAGUGUAAAUAGAGGCUAUUUAGACAUAAGCCAAGGUAAGGUGGUAAAUCUCCAAAUGUUUUGGAUUUCCCUUGCCAAAAUGGUGAAGGGUCAGGAAUGAUGAGAGCUGAAGUCCAAACCAUUUGGAGAUGCACUUACAAAGAUGCAUUGCUUUCCGUGCUGUACAGGCAACAUGGAAGAACUGCUCCCUCGCUUCACAUCUUCUAUAUAAGGGUAAUUAAGUGCAUUGCAAUCAAUACCAUCCCACCUUGCUAUCUCUUCUUUCCCAUAGGUUUGGGCCUGCCUAAUCACAUGCUAAGCAUUCAGAAAGCCACACGAUGUGAGAAACUAAUCAUGCUGUAAGCUCCAUGAAUCCUGUUCCCCAAUUUGGUUGCUAUGGAGGAAGGUUUAUUCAGUGAGCUAAUGACUUGUGUGGGAUAUUAAAACUUUCUUGAUUAAACUUUUGGUGUAUUGGACAGCA